Molecule: messenger RNA, 606 nt
Organism: Drosophila gunungcola (fruit fly)
Lineage: Eukaryota; Metazoa; Arthropoda; Insecta; Diptera; Drosophilidae
Product: mitochondrial transcription rescue factor 1
Exons: 3
Coding region: 1-570 (189 amino acids)
Source: RefSeq, a predicted model, not a curated record
AUGCUCCGCAGUUUUCGUCAAAUAAUGAGGAUAGGAAGAGGUUUUAAGUCGCCGAUUCCUGCCAACAGUCUACUGAGAUUACCAGCCCCUUGUAGACUUCAGUCUGCUUUGCACACCAGUUGCAGCACAUGGAAAUAUGACAAGAAAUCCUCACGAGCGUCUGAUGAUUUGGACAGCGACGACGAGGAUGAUGAGGAUUUCAAGGACGAAAGGGACUCCAAGGUGGUCAAGACCAAGGUGAACUCGCUGCGUGCCGAUCUCCUGCUGAAAGCUGGUCUGGGCAUGGCCAGGAACAAAGUUGAACUAAAUUUCUAUGAGAGCAAGAUACGAGUCAAUGGGAAAAAGCUGCCCAAGAAGAGUGCACAGCUCGAAAUCGGCGAUGACAUCGAUGUGAUCCGGGGCUUCAGCCAAUCGAAUCCAUCCCACCUGGUCGUGGCCCGCGUCUCAAUCCUCUCAGCCAGCGAACGCGAGGAAGGACUCAGCGUCCAUCUGCGGCGGUAUAAGUCACUGCUGGUUGAGAACUACCGUGGGCCCAACGCCUUCAAAUCAUCCGAACACGUUGAUCACUAAACCAAGUUAGGAAUAAAUAGAUGAUGCUGCUUAUUA